Messenger RNA from Seminavis robusta, 3808 nucleotides. The record is from the annotation of a GenBank genome assembly. Lineage: Eukaryota; Bacillariophyta; Bacillariophyceae; Naviculales; Naviculaceae.
AUGAAACGAGUUUCCAAGAUUUUUCAUGGCGGCGGGAGCUCUCAAAAGCACAAGGGUCCUGGCAGGGGGGCCAUUGCUGUGGGGGAGGAAUCUGCCGCUAUGGCACUCGUCGAUCGGGAAGAAGGGGACACUCAUGCCAUGACGGACUUGUCGGGUCGUAGCCAUAGCAAUACUAAUGGAGGGCAGCAUCCAAAAAAGAGCAAGGGGUUGAAGAAAAUUGCUCAAAAAAUGAACAUUUUGGGAAAGAAAUCGAGCACUCACAGCAGCAGCAACAAACGACAAUCGACGAGUGAAGUCACAGACUUGGUGGACAUGGAACUAUUGGAUCCUCCUGCCGCACAAUUGGCGCCCUUGGAUGCGCUGAAAGACAGUCAUCGAGGAGGAGAGGAAGGAGAUCCGGAAGAAGAAUUGUCACGACGGUUGUCCGAGAGACUCAGCAACCAUACAACUUCGCACACGACUUCCACGGCUGCCACGACGAGUCAUAGCAACCGAACCAGUCUCAUGAAUCGUCGCUCCUUUUCACAUCCCAAUCUCUCGGCUGCCGACACGGAGGAUUUACUCGCCACACCCAAGCAACCCAAAAUGGCCACGGUUGCCAAAGCCACCAAUAUUGUCUUGAAUUCACCCGCACCAGCUACUACUACUAGUAGUACUGCCAGUGCCCUUGUCAAAUCGCCCGUGACCAAAUUGGCACCUUCCAUGAGAGAUGUUUCCCGACGUCGCGUUUCCGGUGAGGAUUCCAAUUCUUCCAUCAACUACAAAGAACAAGAAACUACUACUAGUACUCCACAUACACCCAAAACACCACGAACGUCGACGACCAAACAAAAGAAGAAAACAUCGCGAAGGAGGGCUUCGGUGGCGGGGGAUGGAAGAGACACGACAACAACCACAAAAAGCAGAACAACUCCCAUCGAAACCGAGACGGAUUCCAUUCCACCGCUCCAUGUCGAAGAACUCUUGCUCUCGCCGACCAAAUUGGUCAUUAAUAGUGCCACGCACGGGACGAUCGAAACCACCAUGACCAAGGAAGAUCUCAUGUCGCCACACGUUACCAAAAUUGUACGACGAUUGCCCAAUGGAAAUUUGUAUAUUACUCCCAAACCAACCACCAAAUCUACAAACAACAAUGACGGUAGUAGUCCGAAAGAAUCAUCAUCCAAAAAACAGCAGCAGCAACAACAAUUCCAGCAGUCCGAAUCCACUUUCACUACGGAAGCAACGGAACAGCAAGAACUGCCGUCCAAGCUCCCCCUCAUGGACAAUAGCAGCAGUGCACAGACGCAUCAUCGUACCGACCGUCGGACCAGUGCCGGCACAAAAAAGACAACCAAUCGUCGAAGACGUCGUUCUUCUGUGGAAGAAACAGCUGCACCCGAACGACGAAGACGAUCAUCGGGAUCGCACGUUGCCAAAAAACAAUCGUCGCCGGUUCCAGAAUUAAUGCCGGCGACAACGACCACGGCAGAUCAGACUCCGGAUCCAACAACAAUGCAUGAUGUUUCAGAUACAACAUUCAAUUUGGCUUCGGUGAGACAAACCAUUCAAAAUGCCAAUACCGACACUCCCGCAUCCUUUGUAUCGCCCCGGAGAACUUCGCGUGCGGCGGGUACGGGCGUGGCAGCGACACCCCGACAACGACGACGUCGAAAAUCGGGAAGUCAUCUACCUGCGACGUCCCAACCCGUCACGGUGGGAGAAGCCGAUUCCGUGCAAUUGGCAUCUUGUCCACGAACCACUGGACGUGCCCGACCCAAACCUCGCACACGACGACGAAGAGCUUCGUCGAUUGGUCAUGCCAUUACAACGACAACCACGACGACUGCUCCCGAUUCCAAGGAAUUGCCCGACAAUUUGCCACUCACCAGUACCGGAUCCAUAGAAGCAGAAGAACAAGAAGAGCGGCCCAAAAUGCUGAAAAAGAAGGCGCGUCGUCGAAAUUCCACAUCCAGUAUUCCUGAUGCGGGGGCCGCUUUGGAUGCCAUGGAACAACAACAAGCGGGGCACAGUAGUGCUGGAAAAAUGUCGUCGACUUCCAACAACAAGAGAACAUCCAUGUCGACUUCUUCCAAGAGACGAUCCACGGAACGAAAAGCGUCAAAACGAAAUGUGAUGAAACAGGAACCCGAAGAGGAAAAAGUCAACCCUCCUCCGGAAUCCAGUUCGUCGUCUCGAAAAUCGGUUCGAAAGGCAGGACGACGCAUGUCGAAAGAAAAAAGAGGCAUUGUGGAACCAACAGACGAGUCGACAUCUACUAGUACUCCUCUCUCUCCAUUGCGGCGAUCAAACUCCACGACUCAAUUUGUUUCGCAGAGUCAGCAUUAUCCACCGCGUCCUCCAUCCACCAGAUCAAAAGCGAAACGAAGGACGUCUUUUGCAGGCGAUGGAACCGAUUUUAGUGACAAUGAUGCCAAUUCCACUUUCAUUUCUCCUAACGUAUUGAAACAACGAUUGCAAAUUCCAACACAGUCGCCCCCACAUUCUACUGCAGAAGCGACCGAACCGAUGGAAGAGCAUACCGCGCAUACGUUUGCUACGGAAAUGACCCCGCUGGAUCAGCAAUCGAGUCACAGUUUUGCCCAUGAACUGACAUCCGACGAUUUCCAACAAAACAACAACAAUGUGCCCAAGCGAAAGGCCAAGUCCAUUUCGCCCGCGACAAACAAGAAAGAAUCGGUGGAACCUCCGGCACGGACACGUAGCCACGUGGACAUUUUUCAAAGCCAUUUCGUGGUUGCCAGUGGUGGUGGCAGUGGACAUGGCAGUGGCAGUGGACACGGCGGGAAAAAGUACAGGUCAUCUCCCAAAAGUGCUCGAAAGCGUCCGGUCAUGGAACCGGAGGGUACCAAGGCUCAUGACACCAACGACGAGGGCGAGUUUCGUCCUAGCGUGAAACCUACAGUCUCAGCGGUAUCGUCCGACAGCGCCUCGGCAGCAACAUCAACCAGUCUGCCACAGCCCUGGAAGGAAUUGCUGAAAACCACCAAACAACGAGCACAAAGCAUGGGCGAUGUGGUCAGCAGCAACAACAACAACAAUUACAAUCACAAUCAUGCCAGCUACGAUUUCAGUGCUGGUACGCCGUCAGAGGAUUUGGCCAGCACAGAAUCGUUGGAACUCGAGCCCAGUCCGACUUCUGUGCUGGAGGAACCCCCCACCAAAGGAGUGUUCUCGCUGGAUUUUACAAAUCAGCAACAAGACGUUGAGCCUCAUGUUUUGACGAAACAACAAAAACAGCAAGGGACAAGCGAUGUACAGGCUUAUCACGAAUCGAUCCAAUGGAAGUCUCUGGCUGUUCCUCAUCCCCUUCAAUCGAGCGGUCGUCGUGCACAGCGGCGCAUGACUUUGACGUGCGAUGGAAGAGACAACUUAGACAGUGGAACAAACACCGACAGGAGGGCGAAAACGGUCGCUCCACCGGGAAACGACGGCAAUAUUUUGUCGCCUCGCGGAGCUGCGUCGAGAGAUUCAGAUGUCGACGCCGAACGCCAAAAACUGAUUUCUCCUGCUGCGUCCAAUGAUGACGCGAGUGAAGCCGAUUUGGACUUGAGCGAUAUGGUCCUUACGCAGGCUGAGAGCGAAAUAGAAGCUGCUCAGUUGCCCUCGGUCACUACGAUCGUCCAACACUUAUCCGCUUCAGCCAGCUUGAUUGACGCAACCGACAUUCCUUACAAGACAACCUUGAACAGUUUUGCAGCCGAACGCAGCGUUGACACCGACGAUGAAACUCUUUUGACGCGAAGCGAAAGCGGGGAGGAAGAUUCAGCGAAUAAUGAGCUUCCCAAGCAGGGGUCUGCUAUCACCC